AUGACCCUACCAACUGCACCUAUCCCACAACCUUCCACUCCCAUCACCAACGCCCUACGCAUCGUCCCGAAGACCGAAACCGAAACCAUACUUCUUGAAGCUCUGAAAGAGUCGGACACCAUGUUCCGAGCAUUGCGGGACCGGGUGGCGGUACUUCAGGCUUCACAGAUUCUUAACGACACAUACUGCAACAAACUUCGGAUUCAGCUGGCGCACAAGGAGAAGAAAAAAGGCAAACAGACCUUGGGAAAACUCAUGGGCAACGGGCUACCACGGAUGUUGUCGGGAGAUGCAUUCUAUGAGCAAGUUGUACAGUUCACCGAAUGGCAGAGAAGCAGAGGCGGUGAUGAAGAUGGAUGCUAG
Messenger RNA from Coprinopsis cinerea okayama7#130, 363 nucleotides. RefSeq lists its product as hypothetical. The transcript has a single exon. Bases 1 to 363 code for a protein of 120 amino acids. Lineage: Eukaryota; Fungi; Basidiomycota; Agaricomycetes; Agaricales; Psathyrellaceae. The record is from RefSeq and is a predicted model, not a curated record.